Molecule: messenger RNA, 2595 nt
Organism: Clupea harengus (Atlantic herring)
Lineage: Eukaryota; Metazoa; Chordata; Actinopteri; Clupeiformes; Clupeidae
Gene: efcab7
Product: EF-hand calcium binding domain 7
Biological process (GO): positive regulation of protein localization to ciliary membrane
Cellular component (GO): plasma membrane protein complex; ciliary membrane
Molecular function (GO): calcium ion binding
Source: RefSeq, a predicted model, not a curated record
CCAACACUGGAGUUGUUUAUAUGGCAACGCAUAAUAGCAACGUAGCAAACAGUGCAUUUUUGUGGGCUUGUUAGUCCAGACAGCAAGCAGUUGUUUGCAGAAAUUAAAGUGUAUGUAGUAAAUGUAUUUAGUUGAUUUAGGAAAUAUGAAAUAUAUUUUUUUCCAGUUGAUAGGUGAUCUCUCUCAGUGCACAGUUAGUUGCUGGCUGAUGGCGAAAGCUUCUUAGCUGAUGUUAAGUGAAUACAGCGAUUUAGCUAGAUGCUCACAUGCUAACAUUGGUAGCCAGAUAACGUAAGCCAGAUAGGAGCAAUGUAGCAAAUGUUAACGCGUGUGCAACGUUGUUCAAAUAAUCUAAUGUAAACUGUGUGUUAGUUAGACCAGUCACUUCCACAGAACCAAUUUAGCUAGCAAAAGCUAUCCAUCCCAGCUUGUGGGGUAAAUUAGCAAGCUAGCUGGGAUCUUCUUGUGCAGAAUGUUCAAAUCACAUCGAACCGAAGAGGAGAACUUCUACAUGAACUGCAGGGCAGCAUACCUGUCCGUUUUUAAAUCAAGUUUAUCAAACAUCACCUCCAAAGAACAAUUAUGCCACGUUCUUCAUCAGGCAGGCCGUAACCCCUCACAGAAGCUCCUGAAUAAAUACUGGACUCCUAGGACGAAGAGGCUGAACUUUGAUGAUUUCUGUGCAAUAUUGCAGAAGGAUAAGCCAACAGAGCAUGACGAAGUUCUUAGAGUGUUUAGGAAACUGGACAUUAAUGGAGAUGGGUACAUCUCACACAGUGAACUGCAGAAAGUUGUCACCACGAUGGGUGAGAAGAUGACUGAUGAAGAAGUCAAUGAGAUUUUCUCACUAAUUGACACCAACAAAGAUGGGAAACUUGACUAUGCUGAGUUCUGCAGAAUGCUUGGGUCCACGGCAGAGCAGUGUCAGACAGCAGCCCUUGAGAAAUUGGAGGCUGAUGCCAAACUCAGGAGGCAAAACUUUGGCAACCAGUCGGACAUCUCGCCCAAGAGCUCCGUCUCUCCUGCAGCAGCCCCCCCACUCCAAGAUAAAGGGGAACCUGAUGCAGCCCUGCUCAGGAAAGACAGCCGCUCCUCUUCACGGCCAUCGUCGGCUCGCAGUCGUCGUUCUUCUAUCUCCACAGCCAUCACAAUGGCAGCAAGCAGCACCAGAAGUGCCAAACUGGUGGAGCCAAAAUCUUUACAGGAGUGGCAUCAUAGCCAUCUGAAAGGCUGUUUUUUCCUGGAGGAGGAUGGAAGCGUGGUGUCUCUACAGUAUCGACUGGACAUUCCCCAGCACACCACUGUCUACCUUAGCAUACAACCCCUCAACCUCAGCCAGACCCAGGACCAGCCGUCUCCGUGGAUGUCUGUGGACACAGCUCUGCUCGUCAUUAGAGCCAAUGAGGGGAAGGAGGACUCCAAUGUGUUGGGGGUUACUGAGAUGCGGGAUAAAGAGAGGUUUGUGUGGAAGGGGGAGUUGAGUGAGGGCACCUACCUCCUCCUGCCUCUCAGCACAGGCUGCAGACUGGUGCGGAACAGGAAGCCCACGGCCACCAGCCCUGAACUGGUCUACAGGAACCAGGACUCAGGGGAGCUGGAGCUCACCAAAGAGUUCAGGGCGGCGCUGUCUGACAUUUUUGAGGUGAUUGACCUGGAUGGGGACGGCCUGCUGAGUCUGGAGGAGUACAACCUGUUUGAGGAGAGGACCAGUGGAGAGAAGUGUGAUGAGGACGCUUGGGCUGUCUGUAAAGAAAACUUUGACACAAAGAAGAACAUGCUGACCAGGCAGGGCUUUCUGGAGCUGAACCUGAUGGAGGCCAACGACCGCGAAGGAGACACCCGGGACCUGUGGAUCACUCUGGAGGCCAUGGGCUUCAACCGGGCCCUGGAGAUGGUGGAGGCCUGUCCGUUCAUAGUGGACGUGUACUGUGAGGAUGUGAAGCCCACGCUGCAGCCGCUGAACCUGGACUCGGGCCCCAGGAUGCUCGCCGCGGCGCUGCAGCGCUCCAUCGUCAGCAGAGGAGAGGCCAGGCCCCUCAAGGGCCACGAGGGCGUCACCGUGUACACGUGCAGAGGGGAGAGCAGGAUCUCCACCGCCAUCGCCAACAAGACCAACCAGAAAGUGAUGGUGCACGUGAACAGUGAACAGAGCAAGAACUGCGUCAGCAGCAGAGGAAUGAGUGUGUUUGCUGUGGAGGUGCCUGCCAGAACCAAGAUGGUUUGUCAACAUGUUAUGCCCGUAAACGAGAAACAGGAGUGGAUCUACAGCUGCGUGGAGAGCAUAGUCUCAUAAGCAUCUCAUAAGUGUCUCGCACAAUGACUGACACCAUUCCUGAUGUCUCACCUGUGGAGAUGCCUCUUCUAUCCGGUACAAAUACAGCAAGGUUAACGUUCCAUCAGAGGAAGGGAUUCACUCAAGCUUCUUUGCUGUACUCAUAGUAGCCUUGGUAUUCGUUGUGUAUUCGAUUCAUGUAAUUGUCCUGUAAUCUCAAGUGACCUUUUUUUGAAGUGUUUGUAUUAUUAUGUCUGUAUGCGUUGGCACAUGUUUUGAAUGUAAUGUCUUAAUAAUAAUAAACAAACACUGCACAUAUCAAA